Molecule: messenger RNA, 5012 nt
Organism: Ictalurus punctatus (channel catfish)
Lineage: Eukaryota; Metazoa; Chordata; Actinopteri; Siluriformes; Ictaluridae
Product: disks large homolog 4
Biological process (GO): AMPA glutamate receptor clustering; chemical synaptic transmission; postsynaptic neurotransmitter receptor diffusion trapping
Cellular component (GO): postsynaptic density membrane; neuron projection; neuromuscular junction
Molecular function (GO): kinase binding
Source: RefSeq, a predicted model, not a curated record
GUUAACGGGACAGAGGGAGAGAUUGAGUAUGAAGAGAUCACGUUGGAGAGAGGGAACUCAGGCCUGGGCUUCAGUAUAGCAGGUGGUACAGAUAAUCCUCAUGUAGGAGACGAUCCGAGUAUCUUCAUCACCAAAAUCAUUCCGGGAGGAGCAGCGGCUCAGGAUGGGAGACUAAGGGUGAACGACAGCAUCCUGUUUGUGAACGAUGCUGAUGUGCGUGAGGUGAGUCACAGUCAGGCCGUCGAGGCUCUGAAGGAAGCGGGAGCCAUCGUCCGUCUCUACGUCCUGCGCAGGAAACCCAUCGCUGAGAAGGUCACCGAGAUCAAACUCAUCAAAGGACCCAAAGGUCUGGGUUUCAGUAUAGCGGGUGGUGUGGGUAAUCAGCACAUUCCCGGUGAUAACAGCAUCUACGUAACUAAAAUAAUCGAAGGCGGAGCGGCGCAUAAAGACGGACGGCUGCAGAUCGGAGACAAAAUCCUGGCGGUGAAUAACGUGUGUUUAGAGGACGUGAUGCACGAGGACGCGGUCGGAGCGCUCAAGAACACGGCGGAUGUCGUAUACCUCAGAGUGGCCAAACCUAACAACCUGUACCUUACACACACCAACAGCUACAACCCUCCAGACCUCACCAGCACGUAUUCCUCUCACCUGGACACGGAUCUCAGUCACCCCAACUUCCUGGGCUCGGAUUACCCACAAGCCCUCACGCCCACGUCCCCCAGCCGCUUCUCACCGGUGCUGCACGGCAUGCUGGGAGACGACGACGUGCCCAGAGAUCCGAGGCGUGUGCUGAUCCACAGAGGGUCCACGGGUCUGGGCUUUAACAUCGUCGGGGGCGAGGACGGAGAGGGAAUCUUCAUCUCCUUCAUCCUGGCUGGAGGACCAGCGGAUCUGAGUGGAGAACUGCGCAAAGGAGACCAGAUACUGAGUGUGAACGGUGUUGAUUUACGAGCUGCGACACACGAACAAGCCGCAGCGGCGCUAAAAAACGCAGGACAGACUGUGACCAUCAUCGCACAGUACAGACCUGAAGAAUACAGUCGAUUCGAAGCUAAGAUCCACGAUCUGAGAGAGCAACUGAUGAACAGCAGUUUGGGUUCAGGAACCACCACGCUGAGGAGUAACCCGAAGCGAGGCUUCUACAUCAGAGCUCUGUAUGAUUACGAUAAGACAGCGGACGGCGGGUUCCUCACUCAGGCUGUGAGUUUCCGUUUCGGUGACAUUCUCCACGUGAUGGACUGCAGCGAUGAGGAGUGGUGGCAGGCGCGAAGAGUCGGACCUCAGGGGGACAACGAGGACAUCGGCUUCAUACCCAGCAAGAGGAGGGUCGAGAGGAAAGAGUGGUCCCGUCUGAAGUCAAAAGAUCGGGAUCGCAGUCGAGACAGUUUAGGAUCUCAAGGAAGAGACGAAUCGGCGCACAGUUACGAGACGGUGACACAAGUGGAAGUUCACUACGCGAGGCCCAUCAUCAUCCUCGGCCCGGUGAAGGACAGAGUGAACGACGAUCUGCUCUCCGAGUUUCCAGACAAGUUCGGUUCCUGCGUUCCACAUACGACGCGGCCGAAGCGGGAGUACGAGGUGGACGGCAGAGAUUAUCACUUCGUGUCGUCACGGGAACAGAUGGAGAAAGACAUCCAGAGUCAUCGAUUCAUCGAGGCGGGGCAAUACAACAGUCACCUGUACGGCACGAGCGUACAGAGCGUGAGGGAGGUGGCGGAACAGCAGGGUAAACACUGUAUCCUGGACGUCUCGGCGAACGCCAUCCGUAGACUCCAGGCUGCUCAGCUUCACCCCAUCGCCGUCUUCGUUCGGCCCAAAUCACUCGAGAACGUUCUGGAGAUUAACACCAGGCUGACAGAGGAACAGGCACGGAAAGGCUUCGAUCGGGCGGUGAAACUGGAGCAGGACUUCCUUGAGUGUUUCUCAGCUGUGGUGGAGGGCGACAGUUUCGAGGAGGUCUAUCACAAGGUGAAGACGGUGAUAGAGGAGCAGUCUGGUCCUUUCAUCUGGAUCCCCACCCGAGAGCGACUGUGAGAAAAAAAUGAGAGAAGCCGGACGGAGAGAGAGAGAGCGCGAGAGAGAGAGCGCGAGAGAGAGAGCGCGAGAGAGAGAGAGAGAGAGAGAGAGACAGAGAGGGAAUUCUGGGAAUUAUGUGUGGAAAAGCACAGGGAAAACCACACAUCCCUCCAUCUAUCCCUCUCUCCUCUUCUUCUGAUUUAUCAACAUCCCAACCUCUCUCUCUCUCUCUCUCUCUCUCUCUCUCUCUCUCUCUCUCUCUCUCUCUCUCUCGUGCACAGGGCUGUUUUUACUCAUGAACAGAAACACCACCGAGCGAUUAAACUCCUCCUUCCUCUGUUUUUUUUUACUGUCGGACUCCUUCCUUCUCCUUCAGGAGCGAGUGAUGAGGAGAGCAACGGAGGGAGGAAAAGGCUUUAAUAUUAACCAGGAAAGAGAAGGACAGACAGACGGACGGAUGGACAGAUGGACGGAACGUAUAUUUAAUAUUUAAUAAACAAUAACAAUCUGCGCUAUUAGACGUACUGUGACUUCCGGGUGAAUUUGAAGUGCCGACGAAGGACAAGAGAAACUUCUAGAUUUCUGCAUGCGUCCAUAAGUACACGGAGAGGCACAGGCACGAUGAGGAAGAGGAGGAGCUUCGGUCUCUGUGUCACUUCCUGUUUUAACUGAAAGGAAAGAUGAGACGAGAGGAAGACGGAGGACUUUCAUCAGUUUGUCUGAUCUUUGUCUUGCUGCACAGAAUUCAAAGCCACACACGCAAUGCUAUGGGCUACGUUUUCUUCAAAUAUACGCACACACACACACACACACACACACACACACACACACUCACACACAAAAGAGAUGUUUAGUGAAGUUCAUUAAUUCCUUUGUUCUUUAUUUUUUUUUAUUACGCAGUUCUCAGAUGCUGAACAAUAAUGAGAGCGUAAUACACACGUGCACACACACACACACACACACACACACACACACACACACACACACUAACAUUAGUGCAGAGCAGGGGGCCGGCAAUUAAACAGAUGCCAUUAAAUAGUUUCUUUCAUUUCUGUUUUCUAACAAAACUCUAGAAAGCUGCUUUGUUAUUCGGCCAUUUUUUAGCUCCGCCCAAUAUUCUUUGAUUGACACAUUAUUAAACAAUCAACAAGCGAGUAAAAAACUGCUCUGCUUCUGCACCUCAGUGCGCGCUAGCGUGUGAACAUCUCUUUGAUUUUUCUUUGGUCUGUUAAUUUCCUCCACCAAAACAUCGCAAGCUGAACACAGCACUGAGUCGUUUGGGAGUCGACUCUUACGAGCUGAAUCAAAUGAUCCGACUCACUAAAAAGAAUCGCACUUCCCAAUAUUAGUGUGCACAGCUUCUCAAAUUGUGUUCCUUUCGUGUGAGAUGAUGUAUGAUUCACUACAUGAUCGUCACUUUUCGAUUGUAUUUCCUUUUGUGUGCCGACACACAAAUCCUAUUUUUAUUCAGAAACAUAAUAAAGCAGUUUUUUUUAAAUCAGUUAAUGAUGUAAACAGCUCAAAUUAGCGAUAUCCAGUCUAUAUUAUUUAGAGUGUUUAAGUCUGUACAGGUUAUAAGUGUUUAAGAAAGACAAGAAAACCAAAGAUAUCUAAAUAAAUGAUCCGAAUCAACCGCUUCAGCUUGAACCUAAAAUUAAAGCUAGUUCAGAAAAGACCAACCUAGCGAAAACGAGAAGCUAUCUAACUCAUUAUUAGCAUUAGCGAAUUAGCCUUUCCGAUAAACAGAUCAAAUUUACACCUGAAACUCGCUAGCUAAACACUGACCUUUCUAGAAAUAUGGCUAGCUUAAAAGCAGAUGAUAAAAUAGUUAGAUGUAAGGAGUUCUAUCACACUUCGCUAGCUAGAGCAAAGUUAAAAUGAACAAGCGGAUGAAGUUUGUUCCAGUCAGGAAUUAGAGGAGGCUAAAUUUUAGUUAAGUAAGCUAGCUAAGUUAGCAUGACUGUGUGAAGCUGCUAGCACUGAAGCUAAAGGUGAGUAUGCACUUCUCUGUUCUUGUGUUCUUGCUAGAGUGUGUGUGUGUGUGUGUGUGUGUGUUGUGCACUCAUUAAUCAAGCUGGAAAAAAGGACUGACCUCCGUUUGCACUUCGUAAUAAAUAAAUUAAAAGGUUUUAGUGGAAUUAAAACACAUCCAUAAAAAAGCAUCAGCAUUUUUUUAUGUUUACUUUUAUUUAUUUUUGCAUUUUUAAUCUUUUAAAUUGGAUAUUUGAAGUGUGUAUUCUGAGUGCAGUGACAGUUCAUGGUGCCACUUAUUAUUAUUAUUAUUAUUAUUAUUAUUAUUAUUAUUAGAAUAAUUAUUCUAGUUAUUUAUGGAUUUUUCACAUUUUUGUUUCUGAUCUGUUUAUUUAUUUAUUUAAAUUAGUUUGUUUGUUUGUAUCUAUGUGUUUAUUAGAUGGAAUGGACAGAUGCAUUGCUGUGUCACUUUAUAUAGAAAAAAACAUGGGGCUGUGCGCAAUCAAAUGAUAAAUAAUACACACACACACACACACACACACACACACACGCGGAUCAUAAUAAAAGUCUUUAUAAAACACAUAUCAUGAUACGACACAUAUGAUAUACUAUAAUGUUACACACACACACACACACACACACACACACACACACACACACCAAUAACUAUGUAUUAUCAAGAGAAAUAUACACUUUUACUCUAAAUAGAGCAAAAUGAGUUAAAUUUAUUUAUUUCCAAGAAGCAAAUGUAUUUCACUUUGUAUCACCAUAAAUUAUUAUUAUUAUUAUUAUUAUUAUUAUUAUUAUUAUUAUUAUUAUUAUUAUACAAAAUGAAAAUCUUAUUGCUUUUUAUUUAAAAAAAAAAAAGUCAUUAUAAAGUUUGCAGAAAGUUCUAUUUAAAAUGAUUUAUCUUGCUGAGAGAUUUAACGACGGCGAAAUCCGAAAUAUGAAAAUGUUUAAUUUCAGUGAAACGCUUGUUGUGAAUUAGCUACGAAAAUAAUAAAAUCUAUUAUGAUUUAAAAAGA